UAAUCCUGUGAUCCCUAAUCAGCUCCGUCACUUGCCCUUUAGAUCCAGUGCAUAGAUUCCCACGUCGAUUUGAGUCUGCUUCAUUUCUCGCUUCUCCUGAUUUCUGACUUUGCUUUAGCCAGAAAAAUGCUGUAGAGAUACCUAAUUUUCAAAUCAAAUCCAGCUAAGUCCCUGUUAGUACAUUUCCAGUCAAAUGGAUCCAGUGACUGCUGAUACACCUGAUUUACCUCCUGCUAAACAUCCAUCUAGUUCACCUUCUGUUAAAGAUCAUGAAGGACAAACUUCUCCCCCUGCAGUCUCUGGGCAAGAAAAUUCUUCUCAUGUGACCUCAUCUGCGCAAUCUUCCACUGGCAUUUCAUCAUGGGCUAGAAAUUUGAAAAUUCCCCAGCCAUUUUCUGGCUCUCAAGAUGAUUCAGCUACUGAAAAUUCUGGGAAAUCUACCUUUGCACGCUUCACGAAUAAUUUAGCUAUGCGGUUGUCUCCAAAACCAUCUUCAUCAGAUGACAGCUCCAAUGAAGCUGCUCAAUCUAAUUUAAUUGAAAGCUUCACAAAGGGUCUGGUUGACUCUUCAAGAAAUGCUGUGAAAGCUGUGCAGGUCAAGGCCCGACAUGUUGUUUCUCAGAAUAAACGUCGAUACCAGGAGGGAGGAUUUGAUCUAGAUAUGACAUAUAUCACGGAAAACAUUAUAGCUAUGGGAUUUCCUGCUGGUGACAUGAGCUCUGGGUUCUUUGGUUAUGUAGAAGGGCUUUACAGAAAUCAUAUGGAAGAAGUGAUUAAGUUUUUUGAGACUCAUCAUAAGGGUAAAUACAAAGUAUACAAUCUUUGCUCUGAGCGGCUGUAUGAUGCAUCAUUAUUUGAGGGGAAGGUGGCUAGUUUCCCAUUUGAUGACCAUAAUUGCCCACCAAUGCAACUGAUUAUAUCAUUUUGUCAAAGUGCUUACGCAUGGUUGAAGCAAGACAUUGAGAAUGUUGUGGUUGUCCACUGUAAAGCUGGAAUGGCAAGGACAGGGUUGAUGAUUUCUAGUCUUCUAUUAUUCUUGAAGUUCUUCCCUACCGCCGAGGAGUCCAUUGAUUACUACAACCAGAAAAGGUGUUUGGAUGGAAAAGGGCUUGUUCUGCCAAGUCAGAUUAGGUAUGUCAAAUAUUUUGAACGUGUCUUGACUUACUUCAAUGGCGAAAAUCCUCCUGCCCGCAGGUGCAUGCUUAGGGGAGUCCGACUUCACAGGUGCCCUUACUGGAUCAGGCCUUCUAUAACUGUCUCAGAUCAUAGUGGUGUCUUGUUCUCAACUAAAAAGCAUCCAAGGACCAAGGAUCUUAAUCCAGAAGAUUUUUGGUUCAGUGCACCAAAGAAGGGAGUAAUGGUCUUCGCAUUGCCUGGGGAUCCUGGUCUUACAGAGGUAGCUGGGGACUUUAAAAUUCAUUUUCAUGAUCGUCAAGGAGAUUUUUACUGUUGGCUGAACACAACAAUGACUGAAAACAGGAAAGUAUUGAACACCAGUGAUCUUGAUGGUUUUGACAAGAGAAAAUUACCUUCACCUGGAUUCCUGGUUGAGGUUGUGCUUGUGGAUUAUAAUGGCAAUGUCACGACACCCAAACCUGAAGCUGUUACCAAUAGAUCAGAUGAGAGGUCAAGUAGUAUUCCUGCCCCAGUUGAUGCAAGUACCACGGCUCCAAAAGCUGAAAAAGAGUCGGAGAAUCGUGAUAAAGAGGAUGAUGUGUUUUCAGACGGUGAGUCAGAGGAUUCUACUGCAAGAAGCAGGCAGGCAAAAGCAGCUUCUGAAGCUGUUACUAAUUCUAAUUCUGCCACUGGAUCUGAGUCUAAAACUUCAAGUGAGAUGACAAGCUUAACGCAUGCCACGGAACAAAUUUCUUUGGGACCUACGAGUGCUACUCCAAUUCCUAGUGGCAGUAAACCAAAAAGUGGAGAUGCAAGAACAGCGUCCAGUCUGGAAGCUCCCAGCUCAGAAAGUGAAUUUAAGGCAAUGGCCGCAGAUGCCUCUGUAUUUACGUUUGGGGAUGAUGAAGACUAUGAAAGCGAGUGAAGAAGUACAGUGUUAGCAUCCUAAUAUAAUCCAUCCAAUAUUUGUAUAUAAUAUUGCAUGAUAGUUGAUCAACAAUAGGAUGUUCAUUUCAUUUGAUUGUCUUGACCUUAUAAUGCUAAAUCUUGGUUACGAUUCACUGGCUUGAUCCUCAGACGUUGCAAUAUGAUUCCUUCGAAUGUAUGUGAAAAAGUUUAUUGUUUCACUGCCUUA
This is a messenger RNA of Neltuma alba, 2251 nucleotides long. Its product is annotated as phosphatidylinositol 3,4,5-trisphosphate 3-phosphatase and protein-tyrosine-phosphatase PTEN2A-like. The coding region runs from base 194 to 2041 and encodes 615 amino acids. Gene Ontology annotation, biological process: dephosphorylation. Gene Ontology annotation, cellular component: cytosol. The transcript has 13 exons. The record is from RefSeq and is a predicted model, not a curated record. NCBI's taxonomy places the organism in Eukaryota, Viridiplantae, Streptophyta, Magnoliopsida, Fabales, Fabaceae. Gene Ontology annotation, molecular function: phosphatidylinositol-3,4,5-trisphosphate 3-phosphatase activity.